UUGUUUGUUGUUUCUUUUUUUUUAGUAGAAGACUGUUAACAAACAUCUGCCAUGAUCACAAGUUCUCCAUUUGGAACCUAUGAUGGGAAAGAUGUUAUACAAUAUACCCUAAAGAACAGUCAAGGCACGGAAAUACAAAUCCUAAAUUUUGGGGGAAUCAUCACAAAGAUUUUGGUACCAGAUAAAAAUGGAAAGAUGGAUGACAUUUGUCUUGGUUAUGAUGACAUGAAAGGGUAUGAAACAAAUCCUUUCUAUUUGGGUGCUCUGUGUGGACGCUUUGCAAACAGGAUUGCAAAUGCCUGUUUUACUAUUGAUGGGAAAACGUACGAGUUGGACAAAAAUGAUGGACAAAAUUCACUACAUGGAGGGAAAGGUGGUUUCCAUAAAAAAGUAUGGAAUUCAGAGAUCGAUGGUGACGUACUGCAAUUGACCUAUGUCAGUGCUGAUGGGGAGGAUAAAUUCCCAGGUGAAGUCAAAGUCACUGUCCGUUACCAGUUGACUGAGGAAAAUGAACUGGUCAUGCAGUAUUCAGCAACUACAUCAGCAAAAACUGUCAUCAAUCUCACAAACCACGCCUACUUCAACUUAGCUGGACAGGGUGCUGAGAAUGUUUUUGACCACAAUGUGACCAUAAAAGCCGAUAAAUAUACACCACAGGAUUCCACAUACAUUCCCACAGGAACCAUAGAUGAUGUAGAUGGUACACCCUUCGACUUGCGCACAUCAAAAAACAUUGGAGAGAUGAUUCCAUUGGUUCCUGGAAAUGUGGGCUAUGCUCAUAACUAUUGCUUUAGGACGACUGGCGAGAAAAAAUACAUGGCAAGAGUGGAACAUCCAGCCUCUGGUCGAUUUUUAGAGGUGUACAGCACUGAACCAGGUCUCGUGUUUUAUACCUCAUACUAUUUAAAUGAAACGGGAAAGGGCGGGGCCAAGUACAAAAAGUAUGGGGCCUUUUGUCUUGAGGCAGCACAUUAUCCGGAUAGUCCAAACAAACCUAAUUUUCCUUCAACAUUACUGGAUCCAUCUGAGACUUAUCAACAGACUACUUCAUACAAAUUUGGAGUAAUUUGAAUAUUAUUUUGUCAUCGAUAUUCUGUCCAUGUAUUACUUAUUUGUACCAUAUAUUAUUAUUACAUAAUAUUAUAUAUGCUGCCUUUUGUACAAUACUUCAAGCUUAAGAAAAAAAGUUUGUAAUCAGAUAUAAUUAUAACUAAUUCGAAAUCCUUGAUUGGAUUCAGUUCAAAUUUUGAAAUGUUGUUGCUUAUGAUUUAAAGGUGUAGGUACUUGAUGUCUUAAAGAUCAUAAUCAUUCAUAUAUGUAUAAUCAAAGUACCGGUACUCAGUUCUGUAAGUGGGGCUCAUCAAACGAAAUAAUUAAGUUUAAGGGCUUCAAUGACAUAUGUAACAUGAAAAAAAAAUAUUAUAAAAAAGAAAGUAUGAAAAUAUUAAAAAAAAUAUUGUAAAUGAUAUAUCUUUUUUUGGGGGGGGGGGGACCUUUACCAUGGUCUGAAUUAAUCAGAGUCCGAGUUAUCUUGAUGCCACCAAUUAGCCUGAUUUCCUGCCCAGAUGUUUUUUUUUCACCUGUCCAGGGAAUCAGGCUAUGAUAACACAAAACCUUAAUUAUGUGAAUAGCUUAUACAUAUGUAAUGUUUUACAAAAGAUUAAAAUUUUCAAAGUCA
This is a messenger RNA of Saccostrea echinata, 1678 nucleotides long. RefSeq names its product galactose mutarotase-like. The record is from RefSeq and is a predicted model, not a curated record. NCBI's taxonomy places the organism in Eukaryota, Metazoa, Mollusca, Bivalvia, Ostreida, Ostreidae. Gene Ontology annotation, molecular function: carbohydrate binding; aldose 1-epimerase activity. Bases 52 to 1071 code for a protein of 339 amino acids. Gene Ontology annotation, biological process: beta-D-galactose catabolic process via UDP-galactose, Leloir pathway; glucose metabolic process. The transcript has 8 exons.